AUGCGCCCCUGUACCGCCUCCUCAUGCUGCUGCCAGGCCCGUAAUCUGCCAUGGGCCCCCGUACCGACUCCUCAUGCUGCUGCCAGGCCCGUAAUCUGUCAUGGGCCCCUGUACCGCCUCCUCAUGCUGCUGCCAGGUCCAGAGUGUGUCAUGGGUCCCUGUACGGCCUCCCAUUGCUGCUGUCUCUAUCGCCACACUCUGCCAUGUGCCACUUUCAGGUCUCCUCACACUGCUGGUGGUUUCAUUUUUGUCAUAGGGUGCUGUAUGGCCUCCCAUUGCUGCUGCCUCCACCGCCACACUGUGGCUCCACACUCUGGUUUUGGCCCCGUGACUGCCCAAAUGAGUGAAGUGUGCGGUGAUUCUAAGAUCGACGGCACUCAUCUGCAUGUCAUACUGACUGACAGUAUUAUUUCUCUUCCCCAGCAGACUCCAAGGGCAUUUAAAUUAAAGGUACAGUGUUCUGCACUAAUAUUA
Staurois parvus is the source of this 474-nucleotide messenger RNA. The record is from the annotation of a GenBank genome assembly. NCBI's taxonomy places the organism in Eukaryota, Metazoa, Chordata, Amphibia, Anura, Ranidae.